CCCUGUCGUUAAAGAGUCCAGGUCUAAGGAGAAGGACUUCCAGGGCACCAUACUGCAUCGAGACGUCCGACGCCUUGUCGUCCUCAUCCCGGCGGAGGAUCAGGUCAGGGGAGACCAGCUCGCCUGAGAGGUGCGAUCUUUCCAGGUUACACUGCAAAGAUCGAGUGGGAGGUGUUGCGGCGAUCUGCCUGGAGGUGCGGCUGAAGGUGUGUGUGUGACAGCGGCUGUGCUGCUGCAUGCGCGUCACAGCAGAAGCGCUGCUCCGCGGCGCGCCUCACCAGGUGCGCUCUCCAGCAGGUGAGCGCAAUCAGACUGAUGAGCAGCGCAGACAGGACAAAGCAAACAAAUGCACCCGUUUCAUUCAGUGUGCAGGACGGAGCUGAGAGCAGCAGAGACAGAGACGAUCACUAAAACCACGAAAGCACUUCACAAACGCAUGGGAAAAAGGACUCAAACCAAACGGACUACCGGUUUUUCACCUUCCAAGAUUCCAGUUAAUAAACUGAAAUACGAGUGAAAUCCUGAGCCUCAUCGAGUCCUUCCUUUUCAAGUGUGGGAAGCCAUGUCGUUAUAAAUACACCUGACAAUGAGGGUCCAUGUCUUUGGAAAUUGUCCCUCUCCCGCAGUGGCCAUCUACUGUUUAAGACAGUCAGUGAAAAAUGCAGAGCCCGUUGUAAAGCAGUUUGUCAACCGCAACUUUUAUGUAGAUGACAGGCUAACGUCACUUCCCUCCGUCGAAGCUGCAGUGAAGCUGCUCAAGAGGACGCAAGAGGUUCUGUCAGACUCAAACUUGAGGCUUCACAAAAUCGCCUCAAAUAAAGGAGAAGUUAUGAAUGCAUUCCCAUCUCAGGACCAUGCCAUCAACUUAAAGGACCUGGACUUCACUUCAGAUAUUCUGCCCAUGCAACGUAGUCUGGGACUUAACUGGGAUCUAAUGUCAGACACAUUUACCUUUCAGUAGCUGAUGAGCAAAAGCCUUUCACCUGCAGAGGUGUCUUGUCAACUGUCAACAGCAUCUAUGAUCCCCUAGGAUUUCUUGCCCCUGUCACCAUACAAGGCAAGCUCAUCCUGCGUGAGCUCAUGCAGAACAAUGGAGAUUGGGAUGCACCUCUUCCUCAAGAAAUGGAAGAGACAUGGUCAACGUGGCGAUGCUCAUUGAAAGAUCUCAGCAAUUUCCAGAUCCCAAGAGUUUACACACAGGCCUCUCCGACAGCGGUGUCAAAAAGAGAGAUAGUCAUCUUUUGUGACGCUUCGACAAAGGCAAUUGCAGCAGUUGCAUACUUAAAACUAACAGAGAAAAAUGGAACCAACCUCAUGGGCUUUCUGAUGGGAAUGUCUAAGCUUACACCCUUGUCAGAACAAACUGUCGCUAGACUUGAGCUUUGUUCUGCACUAUUAGCGGUGGAGCUUGCCGAGCUCAUCACCUCAGAGAUGGACAUGGAGGUUGACAUCACUUUCUACAGCAACAGCAAGGUCGUUCUUGGUUAUAUCAUCAAUGCCAGACCUCUUGUACCAGUGUCCACAGACCCAGAUGACCUCCAAAUACUCUCACCAGCAACACUCCUCACACAAAAGGUCAGUACCUCAACUGCACCCGUAGGCGACUGGGUUAAAGAUCUCCACAAGCAACAGUGGCGUCAAGUCCAGCAUUUGGCUCAAACCUUUUGGGACAGAUGGAAGAAGCAAUACCUAUCCACACUUCAGCCACAAAGGAAGUGGCAUUCACCCCACCCAAACCUCCUGUCUGGAAGUGUAGUGCUCCUCAAAGAUGACCAACUGAAGAGAAACCAUUGGCCUUUAGGACUAAUUACACGAGUCUUCCCAAGCAAAGAUGGCAGAGUUUGCAAAGUGGAGAUAAAGUCUCCAGAAAGGAUGGGACCAAAGUGUUCCUGCGGCCAGUCACAGAGACAAUCCUGCUUAAGGCACCAGAGAAGCCAUAGUAUCCUUUGAGACAGUUUGGUAGUCUUGUUUGUUGAAUUUAUUGAUGAUAUAUGUAAAACCAGUGUCCAGGGUGUACCCCGCCUUCCGCCCGAUUGUAGCUGAGAUAGGCUCCAGCGACCCCCGCGACCCCGAAGGGAAAAAGCGGUAGAAAAUGGAUGGAUGGAUGGAAGUUCACUUUGGAAUUCAACAGUGAGGUGCACUUCCUCCUUUAGACAGCGGGAGGCAGCAUUGCCUAGUUUACAGUAAGGAGUUCCUUUCAGUUUUACUUUAAGCUAGUUCGGUGACGCUUGCAAACGUUUUCAUCUGCUCGAAUCUCAUGCCAAACAAAGUAUUAUCGGUAUGUAUCGUUGAGUAGUAUGUUAAUAUUUGAUUGAGUUGUAUUAUUUGUUGGCUGUGAUGUAAUUUGGGACGUUUUAUGGCCAAAAGUCAGUCAUGCUAAUUUUCGUAAUUCAUACAGUGAAGUGAAGUGAAUGUUAGCAUAGUAAGCUAGUUUGUUGUAGAGCACUUAAAUUACAUAUUUUGUGGCGUUUAUGUAUCCAUUUAAGUUCAAUACAGAGCAUAAUGCAUGUUUUAUUGUAGUAUGCUUGUGUGUGUAAUUGGCUGU
Molecule: messenger RNA, 2545 nt
Organism: Entelurus aequoreus (snake pipefish)
Lineage: Eukaryota; Metazoa; Chordata; Actinopteri; Syngnathiformes; Syngnathidae
Exons: 2
Coding region: 1081-1950 (289 amino acids)
Source: RefSeq, a predicted model, not a curated record